UACGGCAGGUCUGUCGCAACGCGCGCAGCGUCGCCGUUGGGAGCGGAGGGAAGUUUGAAGCGAGGCGGCGUGAUGGCGGGGCAAGGUGGCGAGCCCGGGGAGCUCAGCCUCGUGGAUAAGGGCGUGAGGAGUUUGCUGGAGGUCUCGUUGAGCUCGGAUCUGCACACGCUCAAUAUGCACUGCAACCGCAUCGCCAGAAUCGAAGGGCUCGACCACCUCCGGAAUUUGCAACAUUUGGACCUGUCGUCCAACCAAAUCCGCCGCAUGGAGGGGCUGAAUGCCCUGGAGAGCCUGCGCAGCCUGAACUUGUCCUGCAACCUGAUAACGGCAGUGGAGGGACUGGAAAAGCUCUUUAAUUUAACUACACUGAAUUUGUCAUAUAAUCGUAUACACGAUCUCUCUGGAUUCCAGUGUCUUCAUGGAACCCAUCAUAAGAUCAGUUGUAUUGACCUUCGCAGCAACUGCAUAAACAAUAUUAAUCAUUUACUGCAGUGCACAAAGGGGCUGCAGUGCUUGACCAAUUUGACAUUGGAAAAAUAUGGAAACACCAAUCCAGUUUGUUAUGCAGCAGGUUAUAGAGAAAGUGUUCUUCAGGCCUUGCCCCAGCUGGCAGUUCUGGAUGGAAGAAAUAUUCGUGGUGAGCCAGUAGAGUCAACAGAAGGAAGCUGUUCGAAUUUGCAGUGUUUAGAAGACAUUUUGAACUGUUUAACUUCAUCCGGGUCCCCUUCAUCCAAAGAUCAGAAGGCCUUACCGUUGGUGACACCGCACAUUGACCAGGCGUUAGCUUAUUUUCGGCAGCGUACAAAAGUACCGGUACAAAGUUCUGUCAGUUCCUCUACAGAGCGUGUUUCAUCUUCAGAGCCUGAGAAGUCCAUACUUGAUAAAAUACAGAGUGAGAUGAGGAUUCAAAAAUUAGAAGAUCAAAUUUCACAAAUACUGCAGAAGGUAUCUGAUGCCUCAAGAAGAGAAGCCUCUCCAAAUGUUCUUAAAGCUAAGAGAGACACAGAUCCAACUUCUGAGAGUGAACAUGAGACUGAGAAGGAGAACAGCAAAAAGGCUGUGAAAAGAAGCAAGAUCCCUACUUACCAUAGAACUACUUUAUCUGCUAGACGUCACUUGAAUCAUCCUAAGACCAAGAUAACUGACAGGGAAGAGAAGAGCUCCUCAAAACGUUCACCUUCCCAUAAGAGGAACUCUCAUCUCAAUUCAUCAUCAGAUAGUCCCAAUUUGGAAGUAGUGGGAAGAAGAGCUGAUGUAUUAAUUGGAAGACAGAGCAAUGUGGAAAAAGUGGAUGAUGUGAAUUCAAACGCGACAGAGGAAUCCACAUACCGAGCACUGAUUCAGGAACUUGAUCAGGAAAAAGAAAGAAGGUGGAAAGCAGAACAAGCAGAGAAGAAAUUAGUAGAGCAUGUCAAAGAGUUACAGAAGCAUGCGAAAGAGGAAAAGAAUAUUCAAAGUAUGGCUGUAUACACUACAGAGAGGUUAAAGGAAAUGAUAUUGAAAGAGAAAGGUAUUAAAAUGAGAUUGCAAACAGAUGUCCAACAGUUGAAAGAUGAAACUGAAAGACUUACAAAUGAGUUAAAUCAAGCAAAAAAUAAAGAAGCAGAACAUCAGAAGGCUAUGCAAGCUUUAGAAGAAGCGUUAUCCAAGAUGGAAACACAGAGAUUGCAGCAACGAGCAAUAGAGAUGAAACAGGUGCAAGAAGCAGAGCUUAAAGCAUCAGCAAAUGAAAGAGAAUUACAGUUACUUCGAGUAUCUCUUCGACAGCAGAGGGAGAAGGUAAAACAACUGCAUGAACUUCUUAUAUUAAGAGAACGAGAACAAAGGAAAGAACUUGAAACCCGAGUUGCUUUACAUGGACCAGAGUUUCAAGCAGCUGUGUCAAAAGAAGUGGCAAAAGAGGAGCAGAGGCAUGAACAGCGUGUUAAAGACUUUGAGGAGAAAAUUAAUACAUUAAACCAGAAGUAUACAGAGUUAGAAGAUGAAUUCCGUUUAGCUUUAAGGAUUGAGGCAAAAAGGUUUAAAGAGGUACAAGAGGAUUUUGAAAAUGUUUCUGCUGAUUUAGCUGAACAUCAGCAGGCCCUCUUUGAGUUUCAACAAAAGGAAAAAGAGAUGACAGUUCUGAUCCAAGACCUAACAAGCAUAGUGAAAGAACAGAAAGCAAAGAUUGCAGAAUUAUUAAAAUCAAAUCAGGAAACCACAGCAAACCUGAAGAAUCGAACUGAAGAACUUGAAACUGUGAUUGAGCAGGACAAAGAGAAGGCUGGUCAAGUGGAACUUCUGAAGAAGGAAAAUGGAAAACUUAUUUCUCAGCUGACCGCUCAAGAAUCUGUAAUUGAUGGAUUAAAAAUGGAAAGAAAAAUAUGGGGGCAGGAGUUGGCACAACAGGGAGCUCACCUUUCUCAAGAUCGGGGAAAACUGGAGGCAAAAAUCGAGGUUUUAACAAAUGAGGUGGAAAUUCUAAAGAAGCAGAGGGAACAGGACAGUGAUGCUAUACGAAUUAAAAACAAAAUAGUGGACGAUCAGACAGAAACAAUUAGGAGAUUAAAAGAAAGCUUACAAGAAAGAGAUAAACAAAUCAGAAAACAGCAUGAAGAACAUAAGCGUUUUCAAGUACAGUUAGAUGAAAAAGCUACUGAAUUCGAAGAGCUUAUGGAAAAGCUAGAAAGACAAAAUGAAAGAAAAGAGCAAUUAAAGCAGCGUUUAGAAGAAAAAGAAGUAGAACUUGAUGACAUGAGGAGAGCACACAGUGCACUGAAGAAAAAGUGGCAAGGUAAAGAUGAGCUAUUAAGUCAGCUGGAGGUACAAGUUAAACAGAUGAAGGAGAGCUUUGAUAUGAAGGAGAAGAAGCUGAUUGAAGAGAGAAAUAAAAGUCUUCAAGCUCAGAGGAUUGCUACAGAGAGGCUUCGUGAAAUGGAUGAUACUUUUAGAAAACAACUUGAGUCAGUAUUGGCAGCUCAUGAGGCAGAAAUAGUGCAGCUGGCAAAUGAGAAGGAAAAACAAAUUGAAGCAGCAAAUGAAAAAGUUUACUACGUUGAAGAAGAAAUGCGUCAGCUUCUGCAAGAAACAGCAAGCAGUAAAAAAGCCAUGGAAGAUAAAAUAAAACGGAUUACGUAUGUGUUGAAUGACAUUCAGCAAGAUCUGUGAAGCUUUAUGUCUUACAUUUCAGAGUUGUUCUUUACAAAUGUAUACACUAAAAAGAAUAUUAAUUUAAACAAAUAUGCUACAAUGCACUUCUUACUUGGUUUGAAGUGCUUCUAGAGAACAAAUUUUAUAUAGAAUUUUGAGGGCUUGGGAAUCAGGCAAAUACUUGUACAGUAUUUUUAUAAUAAAUGCUUAUUUCUAACCCUUGUUUAUUUUUGAGUGUUCUGUCAAAGUUGGAUCAGAAACAAAUUUAUUGAUUGAAAUCAUUGCAUAAAUUGAGACAUGACUGUUUGAGAGAAGAAUGUAAAAGCAAAGGAUGUUUUCUAAGUGUGAGAAUACAAAAAUGUGUGAAGACAAACUUAAAGAUUUCCUGUUUUGUAGUACAAAUUCUUCUAAUGAGCAAUCAAAGAACUUUACCUGAAAAUGUUUGUGAUCUGCACAUGCUGCAGAAAAUGGCUUUUCACCAGGCUGCUGAAAAGUAGGAGAUAAUAAGCUUUAAGUUAGAACAAUCACAGUAAUGUAUAUAUGUUAGAAAUUUCAUCUCCACUCUACUGAUGCAUUUAUUUCAUUUGUUUAUUCUCAUUCUACUGAACCAUAAUCUGAAGUGCUUAAUACUGUGGUAGUAAUUAUAAUUGUGUUCUUUCUUGGUACACCAGGUGGAGCUAUUUCUUUCCAUCUUGCAGCUCAACAGCUAAAGCAGACUCCUGUAGCACAAAUGACGACAGACUCAACUAACCUGACUUUAGCAUCACUUUGUUCUGCAUCCCAAAAUGAGUUCUCUAAUAUGGAAUAGCAGUAUACAUAAUUUAGUAUGAGUAGUAGUGCUAAUAGAAGGCCACAGGGCUUUUGUUAACUGUGCAAGGCCUGUUGGGCUUGUUACCAGCAUGUUAUGAGAUCUUGUGUAAACCAUAGGCUAACACGAGCUGCUCCUUGUCAUGAGGUGCAGCUUCAUUGUGGAAUGGAGGCAAAAGCUUUGGAAAUAUGGGCACAAGCUGAAAGCAGAGGCUGCAGCACCACCAGUAUGCUAAGUGCUCUGCAAAUGCACAACGCUGAGAACUGGGAAGACACUUUCUUUCCAUUACAAAGUUAAGCUGCAGCAAAGAAAAAAAUGGAAGGGCUGAGAAUUGUUUUGAAAUUGUACUGUCUUAUAAAUUAGGAAGAUCCCAUGUGUGUGGGAUGGGACAGAAAAGACCUGCUUCAGUUCUGGUUCCCUACAUCCAGCACUGACAAUGAGGGAGGAGCAGAGCCAUCAGCACCAGCCACAGGGCAUCCCCUCUGGUACUGUACUCUCCCAACUAAUGUAUGUGUGUAAUGAUAGUCUUGUUAAGGACUGACUGCUUUGAAGCAGUUGGAUGAUAUUUAAAAACGAAUAUAUGCUGAUAACAAUUAGUAAGGUGCAAGAUUCAACUCCUAGCACGUCUGUUGGUCUAGUAAAUUUUGUUGUAAAGUUUAAAAUGUGGUUGAUUUAUCAAUCUGACACUAUCACAGCAACCUUCUUGACUGCCUGACAAAUAUCUCAGCACCACCAAUGUGCAGAUGAAAAUAUCCUCUCAAGGGGACCUUGUGCUCUGCACACUUCUUUCUUUGGAGGCUACGUAAUAAUCUGGAAGACUGUUCUAUACCAUCUACAUGGAUGGCACACCAAAAGGCUGGGAUUUCUGCAGCAAUUCAGAAUGCUUUUCUGUUGUUUACCAAGUGUUUCUUUGGGCACUUUUCUAACUCUUUGACCAAGCCACAUUCUAAUAUUGCAACUGAAUACUUGGAAUGCACUGGCAAGGUAGCACACCUUCCUUGUAACCACAUUCCGUUUAUUAAUGCCAGCCCAGGUUUCCUCCAAGUUUUUCAUUCUGAAACCAUUUCCUGAUUUUGUCAUAGGGAGCUGUUACUGUUUUUUACCAUAGGUUCUUAUUGUUCCUUGCUCCUGGCUUGGAAAUCUUAUACCGUAGCACCCGGGCACAUACCUGCGGUAGCUUUGUUUGUAUUGUUUCCUUUUCGCAUGUCUGAUUCUACCUCUGGCAUUAUUUCCUUCUUUCUGCCUGCAUAGAUUUCUUGAAGCUUUUUUUUAAUGUUAAUUCCUAUGGUUGGAAUAGGUCUCAAAAUGUUAAAUAGAUACAAGUGUGGCGCAGAUCAGAACAGUGCCAAAUGGAAAAACUUCAGUCUGAGAUUACUGGAGAGCAUAAAAUAACUGA
Messenger RNA from Lagopus muta (rock ptarmigan), 5333 nucleotides. It is a transcript of the gene LRRCC1, whose product is annotated as leucine rich repeat and coiled-coil centrosomal protein 1. The record is from RefSeq and is a predicted model, not a curated record. Bases 73 to 3147 code for a protein of 1024 amino acids. Lineage: Eukaryota; Metazoa; Chordata; Aves; Galliformes; Phasianidae. The transcript is spliced from 19 exons. Gene Ontology annotation, molecular function: protein binding. Gene Ontology annotation, cellular component: cytoplasm.